UUGAACCUGACGCUAAAUUGAUUUCCCCUUGGGGGCGGGCCUGGAAAAGUUAUUCAGCAUGUUUUACCUGCUAAAAAAAUAUAUAUAUAUGUAUAUGCUAAACAAAAUCGUAGGUAAACUAUGCCAGAUCGAUCAAAUCAGCGUUGGUUUGUCAUCGCAACACUGGCUUCGUGGAACUUAAUGAGUGGUUUCGGUUUCUACGCCUACAUUCUGGAUUGCUAUGUAAAUUAUCCACCUGAUCACCAGAGAAGGCAGUUCAAAUAUCACACUUUUGCCGGAACAAUUGACAAAGAUAUAGUUAUGGGAAUCACUGUCGUUAUGCUAAGUCAGAUAGUAUCUUCGAUUUUACUCUGCUUUGCAUUAGAUGAGAAGAAAAGAACAUGUCUUAUUUACGGAAUUUUCAUUAGCUUGGCUUUUCCGUGUGCGUGUCUCCCAGUUUGGCCAUUAGCUGUAACACAUGUCAGUCUUGUUUUGGUAGCGCUGAGUUAUUACUUUGAGUAAUUUAAAAAAAAUUGUAAAAAAAUUGAUGUUUACUGCAAACUAUUUAUUUUGGUCCCAGUCCUAUAAAAAAUAUUAUUUUCUGCCUGAAAGAAGGCUAUAAAA
Molecule: messenger RNA, 603 nt
Organism: Drosophila simulans
Lineage: Eukaryota; Metazoa; Arthropoda; Insecta; Diptera; Drosophilidae
Exons: 4
Coding region: 121-501 (126 amino acids)
Source: RefSeq, a predicted model, not a curated record